Messenger RNA from Ilyonectria robusta, 645 nucleotides. Its product is annotated as kinase-like domain-containing protein. The transcript has 2 exons. Gene Ontology annotation, biological process: mitotic DNA damage checkpoint signaling; protein phosphorylation. Bases 1 to 645 code for a protein of 214 amino acids. NCBI's taxonomy places the organism in Eukaryota, Fungi, Ascomycota, Sordariomycetes, Hypocreales, Nectriaceae. Gene Ontology annotation, molecular function: protein serine/threonine kinase activity; ATP binding. Gene Ontology annotation, cellular component: nucleus; cytoplasm. The record is from RefSeq and is a predicted model, not a curated record.
AUGAACAAAGAAAACCGUGUCAAUGCUAUGACGGAAAUUUGGGCACUGAAAAAGCUAUCCCAUACAUACAUCAUCGACUUGCUCGGCUUUGAUGACCAGGACCCAACCCAUAUCUGCAUUUACAUGCCCCUCCAGCGUGGUACUCUAAUGGACUUUGUCGACAAAGAAAAGCCUUCCACAUUCACGCUCGAAAGGUCCAUGCUCUACCAGAUGUUACGUGCGCUAACAUGGCUAUCGUCGCGGAACAUGUGCCAUCGAGACGUGAAGCCCCAGAACAUCUUGUACGGCAAAGGAGAAGGGGGCAAAGGAUUUCUAUUCCAGCUAGCGGAUUUCGGCCUAGCUGGUGAAGCCAAUGUAUCUUUUGGCAGAAUCGGUACUGUGGGAUACAUGGCACCGGGAGUUUUGGCCCACGGCCUACACACCCCCAAAAUGGACGUUUGGUCACUGUUCAUCACUCUAGUGACAGCCAAUAACUGGCGGGAUCCUGUACGUUUCCCAAAGCUCUCGAUGCUAGAGACUGCCAGACUGGGAAAGAAGACUUUCCCAAACUUCGCUGAAAUGGGGGACGAAGAUCCCAACCGCCGCGCGUCAGCAGUCGGAAUGGUGGUCGAGAACUUCAAGCGUCAGGGGCCCUCUGGAAAUUAG